GAGGAUUUUCGUCUUUCAGACCAUGAACAGCCACAACUAAAAAAGAACGACGAGAGAGAGAGAGAGAGAGAGAGAGAGAGAGAAACAGAAACAGAAGAAUACGAAAAUAUAUAUAUAGAGAGAGAGAGAUCACAGCGGAUUCGUCUCCCAGCUCUUCUUCUCCACUCUGCUCAUCGAUCCGUGUGCUCGUCACGUGACGUCCCUCCCCUCACGUCGUCGAUCUAUCCAAUUCUCGGUUUCGCGUGGGGCGAAGAUUGCGAGGGCUGAAGUCAAUUGCAGUAUGAGCAUCGACAGCCCCGGCCAAGGGGACGAUAAUUAGGGUUUUUUUUUUUAAUUAAUUCCUCGUUGGUGGUUUUUUGAGGAAGUGAAUUCCAGACUUCCAUGGGCGAUGGCGGCGUUGCAUGCGUGCCUUCACAGCAUGUCAUGGAGCGGUUUUCGAUUUCCGAGACUUUCUGCGGGGUCAACAACAAUGGGAGCAACAAGUUCAAUUCAAAGUCGCUCAAAGUUACAGAGAGAAAGAUGAAGAUGAAGGUCAAGAGACAGGUGGUUUCCAAGAAGAAGAGAGAGAGCAGCAGCAGUAAGGCUGAAUUGGGUAAUACUAAUAAGAGCAAUGAUAGAGAAGGUUUGAGCAACACUGAAUUCAAGGAGGAGAUAGAGGAAGGUGAAUUGGGUUCAUUGAAGUUGUCAAGAAUUGAGGUGGAGAAUGGAGAGUUUGUGCCAGAGAAGCCGCGGAAGCUCGAACUGAAGAGCGCGAUUGAGAAGGUGGGAUCUCCGGUUGAGAGAUGGGGGGAAAGGGAACAGCAACUGGAAAGGGGGGAGUUUGUCCCGGGAGGAAAGUGGAGGAAAGACGGGAAAGGGGAAUUCGGCUCGAGGAGGUCUCGGAUCGAUAAUGCGAUAGAGAAGAAAGCAGAAUUCGGGUCGUGGAGGGGAGGUUCUAAAGCUGAGGUGGUGGACAAAGGAGAGUUCACCUUCACCCAAGAAAGGUGGCGUGGUAGCGAAAAGGAUGAGUAUAGGUACCCGAAAUUGCGGGAUAAUGUAGUUAGUAAGGACAAGGGAUGGAAAUUUGAUCGAGAGUGGACACCUCCCGGUAAAUAUGGAGUUGAGAAAGAGUUCGGUAGAAAUGCGGGUAGUCAGUAUUUCAAAAGGCCAUCGUCCAGGUGGGAAGCUGGCCAAGACAGAAAUCCGAGGUUGUUUGCGAAAAGUCUCGAUGAGGAAGUCUCCUUCAGUAAGACCGAAUAUAGUAAUGGGAAGAAUCAUGGGAGAGAAUUCUCAUCUGGGAACAGGUUGAAGAGGCACGGUAAUGAUUUGGAUGGCAGUGAUCGUAAGCACUAUGGAGGAGGAGAAUAUGGUGAGUAUACAAGCUCGAAGAGCCGGAGGAUUUCUGAUGAUGGCAAUCGUUCCGCAUAUUCAGAGCACUACUCGCGCCGGUCUGUGGAGAGGUCAUACAGGAAUUCCUCUUCCACGAGGAAUAUAUCCUCCGACAGGUACUCUUCUAGACAAUAUGAAUCUUCUUUGCCAUCCAGGAUAGCAUAUGAAAAGCAUGGGAGUAGCCCACGUCAUACUGAGCGGUCCCCACGUGACCGGGCCCGCCACUCUGAUCAUGGAGACCGUAGUCCUGUCCGCCGUGAGAGGUCCCCAUAUGAUCGGAGUCGUCACUAUGAAAGGAACCGUAGUCCUAGCUACUCAGAACGGUCCCCAUAUGAUCGGAGUCGCCACUAUGAUCAUAGGAACCGUAGUCCAAGCUACUCGUCCCCACGUGAUCGAGGAGGUCGAUAUCAUGAUCCUUCGGAUGAGAUUCGUAACUCCUUGGAACGUUCCCCACUUGAAAAGAAUAGGCCCAAUAAUAAUCGGGAAACUAAACAGAAAACUGGAGGUAGUGAAAAGAAAUCUAGUCAGCCUGGAAAUAAAGGGCAAGAAGAGAAGCCUGAUCAGAAAGAUCCUCAAAGGAGAGUUGUAUCUGCUAAAGUGACCAAUGAUAGAAGCUACUUGCAUGAUACUAGUGGAUCUGUUGAGGAUAAUGCUGACCAUCAGUCUCAGGGGGAAGAGAAGUCUCAAUUUCAAGGAGUGCAUAGCAAGGAUUCCCCUCAGGCUAACGGUGCCACUGACGAUCUUCCUUCAAUGGAAGAGGAUAUGGAUAUAUGCGACACACCACCACAUGUGCCAAUUGUGGUGGAUUCGAGGACAGGGAAAUGGUACUAUCUAGAUCAUUCUGGCUUGGAAUGCGGGCCUUCCAGUUUGUGUGACCUGAAGGCACUUGUGGAGGAAGGCUUUCUCGUGUCUGAUCACUUGAUUAAGCACUUGGACAGCGACAGGUGGGUUACUGUUGAAAAUGCAGUUUCCCCAUUAUUGACUCCAACAUUCCCUUCUAUUGUAUCAGAAAGUAUUACACAGCUGGUGAGCCCUCCUGAGGCUCCUGGUAACCUGUUAGUAGAUCUUGGAGAUACUAUUCAGGGUGCUAAUCAGCUAGUUGAGGGGACUUUAUCCACUUAUCAGGAGCCAAAAUUUUGCCCUGAUGCGGAUAUUACUGUAUCUGAUCCUUUGGAAGAUCAUCACAUCGAUAAACGAGUUGGAGCUUUGUUAGAGGGUUAUCAUAUUAUUCCUGGCCAGGAGCUCGAGACAAUUGGGGAAGUGCUGCAAAUGAAUUUUGAGCCUAGAGAGUGUCAGGAAUGGGAAUAUUCUGCAGGCUUGAGUAGUCAAUCUGGGGAACAGCAUGAUCAGAACAAGGGCGCUGAUUUUGCAAUAAAGGAAGCUACAGAAAAGUCAACUGUUUUGUCUGAUACGGAUAGUGCCUUUGCCUGCUGGGACCCUAUUGACUGGUUCUCUGGACGAUGGUCAUGCAAGGGUGGCGAUUGGAGGAGGCUUGAUGAUGCCACCCAAGAUCGAUCCUUGAAAAAGAAGUUUGUUCUUAACGAUGGUUACCCGCUUUGCCAGAUGCCAAAAUCUGGUUAUGAAGAUCCUCGAGUGCUUCAAAAAGACGAAUUGUACUAUCCCUCUAGAAACAGAAGGCUUGACCUCCCCCCUUGGGCCUUUUCCUUGCCGGAUGAGUUGAAUGAUUGUACCAGUGUUGGCAGAUUGAGUCAAUCGAAACCUCCCAUCGCAAGAGGCGUAAAAGGAACUAUGCUUUCUGUUGUCAGGAUAAAUGCAUGUGUUGUCAAGGACCAUGGUUCUUUUGUAUCUGAGCCCCGUGUGAAGGUGAGAGGGAAGGACCAAUACUCUUCGAGGUCUGGUCGCUAUCACUCUGGAACUGGUGACGCGAAGAGGUCAUCGGAAGAAAGGGGGUUUCAGUCUCAAAAUAUUCACGAACGAGGAUCAGGGGGCUCCUCCAAGAGUGUUACUUCCAUUAAUAUACCCCGAGAUCGUGUGUGCACAGUAAACGACUUACAGUUACAUUUAGGUGGGUGGUACUACCUUGAUGGUGCUGGGCACGAACAAGGGCCUUUGUCUUUUUCAGAGCUGCAAGUCUUGGUAGAUCAAGGUAUCGUCCAGAAGAAUAGCAGUGUUUUCAGAAAAAUUGAUAGAGUUUGGGUUCCAAUUACCUCUGCUGCGGAAGCUUCUGAUGCUGCUGUCAAGAUCCAACAAGAGACUAAUCGAACAUCUAGUGAUAGUUCUGGAGCUUCUCUUGUGGAACCAACAUGUGCUGCACUUGAUGGAAAAAGCAUCAUCUCCAGUUCAUUCCACAGCUCACAUCCGCAGUUCAUUGGUUUUACUCGGGGGAGGCUCCAUGAACUGGUCAUGAAAUCAUACAAGAGUCGAGAGUUUGCUGCAGCUAUAAACGAGGUCUUAGAUCCAUGGAUCAACAGAAAACAGCCAAAGAAGGAAAUGGAAAAAUACAUACAUUAUUCAGGCAAAAGAGCCAGAUUGCUGGUUGAUGGAAGUGAGGAAGAUUACGAAUUGGAAGAACUACCAGCUGUUCAGGGGGAAUGCUCAUUUGAGGAUAUAUGCAGUGAUGCUAUUUUUCACCGAGAAGACAAUGCAGGUUCUGAGAAUGAGUCUGGGACCUGGGGUUUCCUGGAUGGUCAUGUGCUGGCACGAGUCUUUAAUUUCCUUCGAAGUGAUGUGAAAUCCCUUUUUUUUGCUGCUUCAACUUGUAAGCACUGGAGAGCAGUGUUUGACUUUUACAAGGAUAUCUCCAGACAGGUUGACUUGUCGUCUGUUGGCCAUAGUUGCACCGACUCACUAAUAUGGAAAAUCAUGGAUGGUUAUAAGAAAGAAAAGAUAACAUCAUUGGUUCUAGUUGGUUGCACAAACAUCUCUUCUAAUGCGCUGGAUGAAAUUAUUCGGUCAUUCCCUUCUCUAUCUUGUAUAGAUAUCAGAGGGUGCAGCCAGUUUGGUGAUUUGGCAGAUAAAUUUCCAAAUAUUAGUUGGGUGCCGAGUCGUGGUACACAUUCGAAAAUUAGAACUCUUAAACACAUAAGCGAGAGAACUUCCUCAGGUUUCAAAAGUCAUGGUGGGCUGGAUACUCACAUGGAUGAUUCCAGUGGACUGAGAGAUUAUUUUGAAAGUCUGGAUAGGAGGGACUCUGCAAAUCAGUUGUUUCGCAGAAGCUUGUACAAACGCUCAAAACUAUUUGAUGCUAGAAGGUCAUCUUCUAUCUUAUCUAGGGAUGCUCAUUUGAGGCGUUGGGCCAUCAAAAAGUCGGAAAAUAGCUAUAGGAGGAUGGGUGAAUUUCUUGCUUUGGGUCUGAAAGACAUAAUGAAGGAGAAUGCCUUUGACUUUUUUGUGCCUAAGGUUGCUGAAAUUGAGGGUAGAAUGAAGAAUGGUUACUACGCCAGCCAUGGCUUGAGCUCCGUGAAAGAGGAUAUCCGUAGAAUGUGCAGGGAAGCAAUCAAAGCAAAAAAUCGUGGUGAGACUGGAGACAUGAAUCACAUUGUCACAUUAUUUAUCGAACUUGCCACGCGUUUGGAAGAUAGUUCUAAGCCUUCUCGAGAAAGAGAUGAGUUGAUGAAGAACUGGAAACAUGAUUCACCUGCAGCGGCUACCUCGAAGUAUAAGAAGAAACUCAACAAAGUGACAGAAAGGAAAUUUCGGAGUAAUGGCAGCACUUCCCUCAUUAAUGGAGGUUCUGAUUAUGGAGAGUGUGCAUCUGAUCGAGAAAUCCGAAAGCGAUUAUCGAGGUUGAAUAAGAAAUCUAUGGAUUCUGGUAGUGAGACAUCUGACGAACUUGACAGGUCUUCUGAAGAAACUGAGACUGAUAGUGAGAGUAGUGUCUCAGACUCAGAAAGUGACCCUGAUUUCCCUUCAGAGAAGGUAGUUGGGGAGUCGAGGACAGAUGGGCACUUCGUUUCAGAUGAUGGGUUGGACUCUCUGACUGAUGAACGUGAAUGGGGUGCUCGGAUGACCAAAGCAAGCCUUGUUCCUCCUGUUACUAGGAAAUAUAAAGUGAUUGACGAAUAUGUUGUUGUAGCAGAUGAGGAGGAAGUGAGGAGAAAGAUGCGGGUUUCCUUACCAGAUGACUAUGCUGAGAAGCUUAGUGCUCAAAGAAAUGGAACUGAGGAGUCUGAUAUGGAGAUCCCUGAAGUGAAGGACUAUAAACCUAGAAAACAGCUUGGAUUUGAGGUGCUUGAACAAGAAGUUUAUGGCAUAGAUCCUUACACGCAUAAUCUUCUGCUUGAUUCUAUACCAGAGGGAUCAGAUUGGAGUCUUCAGGAUAAACAUGUGUUCAUUGAAGAUGUUAUCCUCCGAUCUCUGAAUAAGCAAGCCCGCCAUUUCACAGGCAUGGGAAACACUCCUAUGAAGUAUCCUCUGCGGCCUGUUAUUGAGGAGAUCCUGAAAACUGCCGAAGAAGAUCAUGAUAUGCGUAUUAAACGAGUUUGUGAGUGUAUCCAGAAGGCCAUUGAUUGCCGUCCUGAGGACAAUUAUGUUGCUUAUAGAAAGGGGCUUGGUGUUGUGUGCAAUAAAGAAGGUGGGUUUGGCGAAGAUGAUUUUGUUGUGGAGUUUUUGGGCGAGGUUUAUCCUGCUUGGAAAUGGUUUGAGAAGCAAGAUGGGAUUCGCUCUUUGCAAAAAAAUAGUAAAGAUCCUGCUCCAGAGUUCUACAACAUUUAUCUUGAGAGGCCAAAGGGUGAUGCUGAUGGGUAUGAUUUAGUUGUUGUUGAUGCCAUGCACAAAGCAAACUACGCAAGUCGGAUUUGUCACUCAUGUCGUCCUAAUUGUGAGGCAAAAGUUACUGCUGUCGACGGUCAGUAUCAGAUUGGAAUUUAUGCCGUACGUCCAAUUGAAUAUGGUGAAGAAAUCACUUUUGAUUAUAAUUCCGUUACAGAGAGUAAAGAAGAAUAUGAAGCGUCAGUUUGCUUGUGUGGGAGCCAGGUAUGCCGUGGGAGCUACUUGAAUCUGACUGGUGAAGGGGCGUUUCAGAAGGUCCUGAAGGAGUGGCAUGGGAUACUGGAUCGACAUCACUUGUUGCUAGAUGCUUGUGAAGUGAAUUUUGUAUCCGAAGAUGAUUAUAUUGAUUUGGGUAGGGCCGGUUUGGGAAGUUGUUUACUUGGGGGAUUGCCUGAUUGGCUGAUCGCUUACUCAGCUCGUGUGGUGAGGUUUAUUAAUUUUGAACGGACGAAGCUUCCUGAGGAGAUUCUGAGGCAUAAUUUGGAAGAAAAAAGAAAGUACUUUGCAGAUAUUUCCAUUGAAGUUGAGAAAAGUGAUGCGGAGGUCCAGGCUGAAGGAGUGUACAACCAAAGGCUUCAGAAUUUGGCUCUUACCCUUGACAAGGUCAGGUAUGUCAUGAGAUGCGUUUUCGGUGACCCCAAGAAAGCUCCACCUCCUCUUGAGAGGUUGAGUCCUGAAGCAGCAAUUUCCUUUCUCUGGAAAGGAAAGGGAUCUCUUGUAGAUGAACUCAUUCGGUGCAUGGCUCCCCAUAUGGAUGAUGGCAUGCUAAAUGACCUCAGGUCCAAGAUUCGCUCUCAUGAUCCAUCAUCUGCUUCUGACGACAUCCAGAAGGAGCUUCGGAAAUCUUUGUUAUGGUUGAGGGAUGAGGUUCGAAAUCUUCCAUGUACAUACAAGUGUAGGCAUGAUGCUGCUGCUGAUUUGAUUCACAUUUAUGCUCAUACAAAGUGUUUUUUUAGAGUGCGGGAGUACAAGGCUUUAACUUCCCCACCUGUUUACAUUAGUCCUCUUGACCUGGGCCCCAAGUACACUGAUAAGUUGGGGUCAGGAUUCCAAGAAUAUCACAAGUCAUAUGGUGAAAAUUAUUGUUUAGGGCAGCUGAUUUAUUGGCAUAAUCAGACGAAUGCUGAGCCAGAUUGUAGCCUAGCCAGAGUGAGUAGGGGUUGCCUGUCAUUACCCGUCAUUGGCUCUUUUUAUGCCAAGGUCCAGAAGCCAUCUCAACAUCGCGUUUAUGGCCCAAGGACUGUGAAAUACAUGUUGGCAAGGAUGGAAAAGCAGCCCCAGAGACCAUGGCCCAAGGACCGGAUAUGGUCGUUUGAGAAUUCGCCGAAGAUUUUUGGCAGUCCAAUGUUAGAUGCUGUUUUGCAUAAAUCUCCACUGGACAAGGACGUGUUGCACUGGUUGAAGCAGAGACCUCCCAUUUUCCAGGCCAUGUGGGAUCGGUGAAUAUACUGCCCCGCAUUUUGUGAAAAGCAGGUUAUUUAUCAAUCCCAUUAUCUGGAGUGAUUCUGCAAUUUUUCGUACACCUGCCCCCUCCUAUGCGGGAGAUGGUAAUCAUUCUGGAAGCAACAUACCCAGUGCUGCUUUUUCUCCAUUCUUGUGUACAGUUUUUCCUUUUGUUUUUUUAGGGUUCAUUUUUGUAAUUUGCAAUUCAUAAUUGGUGGUAGUGCAGUGUUUUUUUUUUUUUUGUUCAUGUCCCCCCAAAUUUAUGGGGAAAAGGUAGAAGGUAGUAACAGUUUCAAGGCAGCUGAUCAGUGAUCAUGUUUCAUCAUUCUUAUCGUCUAAUGGCAUCCGACUUUCCUCGUUUAAUGACGUAAUUUGAAAGUCGGCACUUUGUCCGCACUCACGGUUAUAGCCUUCCAGUAGAGUAGUCUUGUUUAUUAACAACAUUUGCACAGAAUGUAAAGUUUUGGUGAUGAAAUGAAACUUUACUAUUGGUGAUGAAA
This is a messenger RNA of Rhododendron vialii, 8042 nucleotides long. RefSeq names its product histone-lysine N-methyltransferase ATXR3. The record is from RefSeq and is a predicted model, not a curated record. Lineage: Eukaryota; Viridiplantae; Streptophyta; Magnoliopsida; Ericales; Ericaceae. The transcript is spliced from 20 exons. The coding region runs from base 382 to 7542 and encodes 2386 amino acids. Gene Ontology annotation, molecular function: protein binding.